UUAACUAAGUAGAAGACCCCACAUUUACCAAUAUUUACUUAGAAUGGAGGAUAAAAAACUAGAAAUUGUGAUCUCUUCAGGUUCGGUCUCACAUUCUUUCACUAGCUGUGAUGAGUGGAUGAGAAAGAUGACAACUGAAAUGACAGAAGAAACUGGUGGCAACCAACAGAAAGGGCUAAAGGUUCCGAGGGUUCCAUCGACGUUUCGUAAAAUUGAACAGAACAAGAAAUGCUACGAUCCGUCGAUGGUUUCCCUUGGACCCUAUCACCAUGGGAAGCAAGAACUCAAGGAAAUGGAGGAGCUCAAGUUUCCGAUGGCACGCCAGUUUGUAAAAGAUUGCGAAAUGCCCUUUGAAGCAAUGUGGAGCAAGGUGAAAGAAUUAAAGAUAGGUGCAAGUAAAUGCUACGUGGAGGACAUAAUAGCAAAGUUCAACAAGGACGACCAAUUCAACCAGAUGAUGUUUCUUGACGGUUGCUUCAUUCUCCAAUUCCUCAUCUGCUUCAUGCAGAAGCCCGAAAAUCUGAAGAUAAGCAGUCAUGAUGCAGUUUUGGUUACAAAGGACUUGUUUUUACUAGAGAACCAACUCCCUUUUUCUGUUCUCAAAUCAUUGAUCAGGGAGUUCGUGGGGCGCCAAAUAAAUCUCAGUGAUCAUACUUCUCAGACAAGUUGGCAAGAGGAUGAUACUCGAACGAUCUGGUACAGGUAUUAUCCUGCUGAGGAGCUUAGGGAUAUUGGAAUCCACUUCAAGCCAAGUAAGACCAGUCAUUUCACUGAUGUUCAAUUCAAGCCAACAUGGCUUGCAGGAAGACUAUAUAUUCCUCCAUUAAGCAUAGAUGACUCAACUAAGUCCUUACUUUUAAACUUGGUAGCCUAUGAAGCAACCCUUGACACAUCCAAAGAUUGGAUCACAUCUUAUGUAUGCUUCAUGGAUUCAUUGAUUGAUCAUCCUGAAGAUGUGAAGGAACUGCGAUCCCAGGGCAUACUCCUCACUACUCUUGGAAGCGACAAACAAGUAGCAGAACUCUUUAAUGAGAUAGCAAACAAUAUAGUGCCUAACCCCUACGCUUUUAUAAAGGUUAAAAGCGCCAUCGAGUCGCAUUACAAAAACACCUUUAAAAGAUGGAUCCUCCAUUAUAAGGGUCCUAUUUAUGGUAUCAUUAUUAAGUAUUCUUUUCUGUAUGGCAUUAUAGUCACUGCCUUAAAGGCCUAUGUAUCAGCAACUCCCCCGAAAACAUUUGGUAUCUGCAGAAUCCCAGAUACAAAUGUUACUCAUUACCCUUAA
Populus nigra (black poplar) is the source of this 1282-nucleotide messenger RNA. Its product is annotated as UPF0481 protein At3g47200-like. Bases 44 to 1282 code for a protein of 412 amino acids. Lineage: Eukaryota; Viridiplantae; Streptophyta; Magnoliopsida; Malpighiales; Salicaceae. The transcript has 2 exons. The record is from RefSeq and is a predicted model, not a curated record.